Molecule: messenger RNA, 746 nt
Organism: Phascolarctos cinereus (koala)
Lineage: Eukaryota; Metazoa; Chordata; Mammalia; Diprotodontia; Phascolarctidae
Product: claudin-20
Cellular component (GO): bicellular tight junction; membrane
Molecular function (GO): structural molecule activity
Source: RefSeq, a predicted model, not a curated record
AUGAGCCAUCUCACUAGCGGUAACCUUCAAGUUUUAGCCUUAGCCCUAGCCACUGCCGUCUGGAUCCUGGCUGUCGCCUCCAUGGGACAAUCGGAUUGGAGGGUAUGGCAUUUGGUCAAUACAACUUCCAUCUUUUCCUCUGACAUCGCUUGGGUGGGGAUCUGGAAAGCGUGCUUUUAUGGCACCUUCCUGUUUUUUCCUCAAGGGAGAUCUGCCAAGAUUUGCCACGUUUACAGCGUGUCCAACACUUUUCUGCCCUGGGAUUUUCGGGCUGUUCAGCACAUCUUUCUGUUCGGUUGCAUUCUGGGGGUCAUGGCAAAAGCCUACGUUAUCAUCGCAUUAAGGAGCUUUUACACGGGAGAUGCUCGUAGGUCAACAACCGCCAAUGCAUUUACUGUUGGAGGAUUCUUUUAUUCAUCUGCUGGGAUCUGUAUCUUAAUUUGUGCAAUCUGGAAUUUUCACUCAGUGUCUCAAAACAAGAGUAUAACCUUCCCUGUUAUUUUCUAUAUACCCCCCAGGCCGAAAGCACAGGAAAUCGGGAAUGCCGUUAUUGUGGCGAUUCUAUCUGCCGUCUUGAUGUUGCUAGCUGGGGUUUUUUUCCUCUCUUAUAAAUUUCACAUGGACAGCCAAGUACAUCCUAUGAUCAUAGACAGGAGGUGGACAUCAUCUUCUGAAACGUGAAACUCCGGUGUGUUUUGGCUCUGCAAAUAUUUAUGCUAGAUGAACACUAUGAAAGUACAAGAUUG